Messenger RNA from Staurois parvus, 312 nucleotides. The record is from the annotation of a GenBank genome assembly. Lineage: Eukaryota; Metazoa; Chordata; Amphibia; Anura; Ranidae.
AUGUCUGGAUUAUCAGCGGCCAAAGCAUUACAGGAUGCUGGUCACAGAGUGACAGUGCUGGAGGCCAGUAACCGUGUAGGGGGUCGUCGUGUACUGACCUAUAGAGAUCCACAGGGCUGGUAUGGAGAACUGGGACCCAUGCGUAUUCCUCCAUCUCAUAGGCUUAUACGGGAAUUCAUUCGUCAGUUUGGAUUGCAGAUGAACCCUUUUAUCCUAUCUAAUGGCGAUAAUGUAUACAUGUUCAAUAAUAUAAGACAUCUACAAAAAGAUGUUGCUAAGAAACCAAACCUGUUUGGGUUUACGUUGACCCCU